This is a messenger RNA of Scaptodrosophila lebanonensis, 570 nucleotides long. Its product is annotated as testis-specific gene A8 protein-like. The record is from RefSeq and is a predicted model, not a curated record. The transcript has a single exon. Bases 1 to 570 code for a protein of 189 amino acids. Lineage: Eukaryota; Metazoa; Arthropoda; Insecta; Diptera; Drosophilidae.
AUGCGAGCCGCAUCGCUGACUCCAGCGCGGGCGACAUCGCCAACUCCAGCGUCAGUGCCGACCAUAUCGGUAGCGGUCGCGGCCCCGCCUGCAGCGCCCGCAGCCAAGACCACGGCAACCGCAGCGGCACCCUCAGCGACUCCAGGGCCCUCCACGGCAGAUCUGUCCCAGACCAUUGCCGAUUCGUUGGCGCGGUACACCCACCGAUUGGCCCAGACCAUGGAGUAUGGUCUCCAGUCCACCCACCGGUUGGCCCAGACCGUGGAGGAAGGUUUCCAGAAACUGUCGAGCCAGACCUGCGCUCCCACCACGUCUGCUGCUCCUGCUGGUGGUGCACCUGACGAUGAUAACCCAACAGCACCGACUCCAGCGCCACCAAUCGCGAAUGCGCUGGCGCUGGCAGAGCAGCAUGCGCCAACACCAGCCAAACGAGACAGACGAGCCGCGUUGCAUACACAGGUAGCACAGUGGGGCGUCCGAUUUGACGGCAGCGGGGACCCAAGAACGUUCCUUCGGGACCUGGAAGAUAAGGCAGAUAUGAGCAACGUGCGAGAGCGAUGCGAAGGCUGA